ACAGCACUUGCUCAGAGAGCUUAUUGCCCUAAACCUAUCAUAAUCUAACAUAUAUAGUCAGUAUGCAAAGAAGUUCAUAGAUAAGUGGACUGGAGUAAGGAAACUGAUAGUAAAUAGAUACGCUCACGCCACACACGUACAGCAAAUACAGCGUCAUGGUCUACACUCUCAGAGUGUAUAAGUUACAUAGAUGUCGACACGUAGUUACUGCAAAUUUUAGCCUCACCAGUACCUAUAAGUAUUUGCGUGUUUCCUAAGAAACUUGUAAUAUACUGAAGAAAAAUAAGCGACUGGUAGCUUGACUACUAUUUUGAAAUUGCCUCAUAGAUUGACUUCCUCAAGUGCUUAUCUCACCAUCUCCCUUUUUUCUAUUUCUUUCUAUAUGUAAAUGUACUGGGGGAGUGGCAAUACGCGUUCUUAGUAACCUGUUUACUUGGGGGUGGAGAGAGGCACAAACACGCCGCUUACAUGUAAUUGUUUCUGUAUAGGCCUUGUGUUUUGUUAUCCGUUCAUUGGUGCUAGUGGAAGACGGAGACAGGAAGUGAUGGAUUCACGUAGCUGCAAACCUUUCCUGUGAACAAAUAAACCGUGUAUGUCUGACACAUGUUCCAGGAUAUGGUAAUCCCUGACACCAACACACAUCGAGAGGGAACGUUGUUGCAAAUAGAUGAAAAUGGACCAAGCUCAGUUAUCUGCUGUAGAAAAUUGGCAUGGUCUGGCUGCACCACAUUUUGCAAGUGACCAGUCUGUGCAUAUGAACUUCUACAAUCCCAGUGAAAGUGAGCCAGGCAAGAGGAGAAGAAGGAAUACAAUGCAUGAGUCUGCCGCUUUAUGUGAGGAUUCAAUGUCUCUGUCUAUCCACAGUGCUUGGGCCACAUCCAUGGCAAAUCUUGGGAUAACUAUGAUGGAUAUGAGAAGUCAACCAGAGGUUGAUGCUGGUCUUGGCGGUAUGAACCCUUUGAUGAUGCCCACGCAUACUCACACUCCUGUGGUGAAGGAAAUCAUCCACUACGCAAGCUGCACUUUAUUCCCACCCAGUCCUAACUUGCCACCCCCGACAACGAGAGUACGACCCCCUGGAUGUAAGACAAUAUUUGUAGGAGGUCUGCCGGAGAAUUCUAGUGAACACACACUACGUGAAGUAUUUGGUCAAUUUGGGGAAAUCCUGACUGUCCGUCGAGGAGGCAAAAGCUUCUGUCAUAUUAGAUUUUCUGAUGGAGAAAGUGUGGAGAGGGCUCUAUAUCUGUCUGGGUACAAAAUUCGUCUGGGCUCAAGUCUUGAUCGGAAAGACACCGGUCAUUUCCAUGUGGAUUAUUCUCAAGCACGAGAUGACCAGUAUGAGUGGGAGUGUCUCCAGAGGGCAAUUGAGAGGGAGGAGAGGCAUCGCCGCCGGCUGGAGGAACAGAGAUUGCGUCCUCCAUCACCUCCACCUGUCCUCGCCUAUUGCGAGCAUGCAGGAAAUGUGUUGGCAGAGAGAUUGAAAGAUAGUACCACUUUCAAAGAUGCUGUGCAAACACUGAUCACAUGGAUGGAGCGUGGGGAGGUGAACAGACAGAGUGCCAACAGCUUCUACGGCAUGAUUCAGUCAAUGAGCAGCAGUGUGCGUCGUCUACAGAACGAAACACAAGAACACAAGAGACGCCUGGAGGAGGCUAAAGAGGAGUUCAAAUGUGGCCUUAACACUAUCUUACAACAGUUUGUUCAGAUUCUAUGUGUAUUCCACGCAGCAUCCAAACAAAGAGUGCGGGACCAUUUUAGCAAAGCACAACGUAAGAACUUAAACACAUGGAGGGAGCAGGCACAGGAGAUCCACAGACUGCACAGUGCGGACCUACUGGGAAUUCGAUGUGAGGAGGAAAUGGAAAUGUCUGAUGAGGAGAUGGAGGGGACAGAACAGAGGAAAUCCCCGAUGAAGGGAGAGAUUGAUUGGCUAAGAGAGGAGAAUGACAAUUUGGCCCGUCAGUUGGAUGUCUGUCGAAUUGAACUCAACCAGCUGAAAGAGUUUGUAAGCGGCCUACAAAAAGGAAGCAAUCUCCAAGAAUCUCUGUCACAGGGAAACGGCUGUUGUGAGCAUAUAGAUGAUGGAAAGAUUCUACUUGAAUCGCUGAAAGAGAGUAACAAUCCACACAUCUCUUUGGAGGAGGAGAUAAGCCCCCAAGAGUCACUUGCAGAGGAAAAUGGUCUGCAUGAGUCCUUACAAAGGGGGAAAGAACCUCAGGAGUGCAAUCAGCAGGAAACUCAUCAAGAGGCAGAUAUAAGUAAACCGGAAAUGUGUCCAAACUCCAGUGAAAAUGCUUGCCUGGACACUAGCGAGAGUGCCUGCUUAGACCCUAGUGAAAUUGCCUGCAUGGAUCCUAGUGAGCACACCUCAGAUGAGGAAGAGAUAUCACAUAAUUGUAGAAAAAAGAGACUUUUGCUGAUAAAUACAGAAGAGUCAAAUGUCCGUGAGGCUUGCCACCAUCUUCAAGAAAGUGUGUCUUCCCCCUCAACUUCUGAAACCACUUUAGAAACAGAACAAGCAUGGUAUUGCCACACGCAGCCUGUAAGACGGCCCCCUUCCAAUGCUGAAGACAGACCGUUGAAAAAUGAGAGAGAAGCACUGCUCAUAGGAAUAAUCAGCACUUUUCUUCAUGUUCACCCAUAUGGUGCAAGUAUGGAUUAUAUCUGUUCAUAUUUACAGCAACUAGACCAGAAGGUAUGUCAGCAAGAGAUUCAGAACCUUCUCUCCAGUAAUCAUCGACUCUUCCAAUCUGAGCUCAGUGGGACAGGAGCCACUUUAGCAGCAAGGUGGAAAUUUUGUGGCUUCCAGCAACUUCCAUUAACAUGACAAUGCUUUACCAGUUUUGUUUAUACAUAAAAGUUUUAUUAUAUAAAAAUGCAUUUUACUCAA
This is a messenger RNA of Bombina bombina (fire-bellied toad), 2890 nucleotides long. Its product is annotated as ecto-NOX disulfide-thiol exchanger 2. The record is from RefSeq and is a predicted model, not a curated record. Bases 668 to 2827 code for a protein of 719 amino acids. Lineage: Eukaryota; Metazoa; Chordata; Amphibia; Anura; Bombinatoridae. Gene Ontology annotation, biological process: ultradian rhythm. Gene Ontology annotation, cellular component: plasma membrane; external side of plasma membrane. Gene Ontology annotation, molecular function: protein-disulfide reductase activity; RNA binding. The transcript has 14 exons.